Molecule: messenger RNA, 3840 nt
Organism: Dioszegia hungarica
Lineage: Eukaryota; Fungi; Basidiomycota; Tremellomycetes; Tremellales; Bulleribasidiaceae
Exons: 13
Coding region: 1-3840 (1279 amino acids)
Biological process (GO): regulation of transcription by RNA polymerase II
Cellular component (GO): chromatin; histone deacetylase complex
Molecular function (GO): chromatin DNA binding; transcription coregulator activity; histone H3K9 demethylase activity
Source: RefSeq, a predicted model, not a curated record
AUGGAAAAGGUACAGCCCAAGAACACGCUGAACAGCUUGAAAGAGCUCUCGCCCGCCCAAGAAUCGGAUCGCGCCUCGCCAUCACACACCCCAGAUCUCGACCUUGAUAUACCCCCUCUCCCGACCGGCGGCUUUGGCUCCGACGCGGACGACGCGUCUGUAGAGAAGGAGACGCUUCGUCCUGACAGUCCGGUCGCAUCUCCGGAAGGCAACAUCGUGGCGGACCUGGUGGUAGCUCUGACGGCGGACAAGGAUACCGCGCCUGUCGUUGAAGAGGUACCCAUCACUGCUGGCCCGUCGGUGGGGGUGGAAGUACAGCAGGGUGGUCUGAGCGGGCUAGACCUCAUGUCAAGGUCUAAGAGCUUAGAACCCAUGGCAUCCAAUCAAAGCUCUCCAUUAUCGGACCUUCCAAAUCUACCUUCGCAGGACCCUCUCUCGCCGUCUUUCCGGCUGACCAUGCUGACCGAUAUCCCAGACGGUCUUCCCGCCGAGUCCUCGGCUCAAGCUGGGAAACGGUCCAAGCUGGAAGCAGCCAAAAUCGCAAGGGAGAAGAAGGCUCUGGCGAAAUCGGAAAAGGCGCAGUUGAAGGCCAAAGAGAAGGCGGGGGCCAAGACGAAACCGAAGGCUCCUAAGAAGGGCAAGGAGCCUAAGGAGGCUAUGGAGGCUGAGGAGGCUAAGGAGCCCAAAGAGAAAGAGAAGCAGGCAGAGCGAGAGGGGACCGUAGACAGUCUCCUAGAGAUUGCCCAGCCCGUGAAGACACGCAAUACACGCAGGAGGAAGAGGGGGGUGUCGGUCAAUUCGCUCGUCGAGGAUCCAGAGGCGGAGGAGAAGGCGGCGGCGAGGAAGAAACGAAAGUUGGCCAACAAGGCCGCUAAACCUCGACGUAAACUGAAAGCCCGCGCCCCAAUCCUUACCGACGCCCAGCUCCGAGCCAAUAUGAAGGGCCAGACCCGCGAGGUCCAAUCAGCCGCGUGUCACCGUACGCGGUAUGCCAAGUGGGGCAAGUGUACGCAGUGCACCUCCAAGUCGGGCUGGGAUUGCUGUCGAUUCAAGGAUUUCAGGGUCUUCCCGGUUGAUAGCGAGACUGGAGAUAUAACCGGGCCUGGCUACUUUGAGUCUACCUCAACCAUCGAUAAUCCGACAUCUCUACCUGUGGACUUUACCGCGCCGCUACAGGAAGAAACACUUGAGCGGAUCGACCGUAUCGUCGCGCCUAUUCUUCUACCCAUGAUCACCCGCGAGCUCCGACACGUCAUCAACAAGAAGGCCAUGACGCGCGCAAUUGACUCGGCAAUCGAUCGAUCAUUCUGCGACUUUUGCUCCGGAACCAUCUUUGCCGGCUCUUUCUUUUGCCGGAAAUGCGGCCGAGACUAUUGUCUCGAGUGCGAGCGCUACUUUUCGGAAAACCAGGAAGAGAUGGAUAAGAGCCCGUGGGAGCUGGACGUCGCUGCUCGGCCUAGACUACUGCGGUGUCUCCUGGACCCCGACGCGCAGGAGGCGAAGAAGGGGGAGGACCAGGAGGCGGACCGGGAUAAGGAUGAGCCGAAGAUGCGGGAUAUCGCGUGGCAUUUCCGCGGAGACCUGCAGCCGGUGUCGAGGUUUACGGAGAAGGAGUUGAUGGGUCAUUGGAAGGGGCUGCAGAUGCUCGAGCUGGAGAAGGACAAGGACAAGGAGAAGGGCGAGGGCAAAGACGAGGGCAAAGGAAAGGGGAAGGAGAAGGCGACUGGAAAUUCUGUCACUGCCGAAUUGGGGACGGCAACCGCGGGGGACACGGUACAUCGGCCUACUCGGUCUCAGAGCUCCGGCUCGGGUACGGGUCCUGCUGAGCCCACCGACAAGCCACCACCCCCUCCUUCCGUCGACAUUGACAGCUUUUACAAUGCCAUCACCCGUCCUCCCGUCCCGCUUCCUCUCGACCCCGCGGACCUCCGACAACAGUCCCUCAAGAUUAUACGGAUCACCACGGACGCUCUUGACAAUCCCCUCUUUGACCGACUUUGGGCCAAGGGAGAGCCGAUCGUCGUCGAUGGUCUCCUAGAGAAGUUCAAGACGAGCUGGAUUCCCGAAGAGAUGAUUGCUCGAUUUGGCAAUCAGAAGUGCGAUAUCAAUCAAUGUGGGCCAGAAGGCGAGACGUGGCGCUCGACGGUCAAGAAGUUCUUUGAGGAGUACAAGGACGCGCAUCGACGGGAUCCCGAGGAUAUCUGGUGUAUGAAGGACUGGCCGCCGACGGACGAUCUCAGCAAGACCCUGCCGGGGCUGUAUGAUGAGUUCUGCGAGGCGUUGCCUGUGCCGGAUUAUACGAGGCAGAAUGGGUCGAUGAACCUCUUUGCUCAUUUCCCGCUCGGCCCGACUAAACCAGAUAUCGGACCGAAGAUGUACAACGCCUUUGGUGGUGAUGAGGGACCAGGCGGACACGGAUCGACCAGGCUCCAUAUGGACGUAGCGGACGCCGUCAACAUUAUGCUGUACGCCUCGGACCUUUCCCAGAAGACGCCGACCGAGCCCCUCCCGGAAUCUACGGGCUUAGCCAUGGACGUCGAUCCAUCCCCAUCCGGUCCCCCUCCUCCCACCGAGCCGACCGAGCCGACCGGGCCAACCGAGACUCCCCAAAUCGCCAAGUCCUCGACCUUGCCUUCUUCUAUAUCUACCACCACGACCGGCGAGACCCUCAUUCCUCAGACCCGCUCCCGCUCCAAAUCCAAUGCCACCACCGCCUCCUCGUCCAAAUCCCUAUCUCACUCGCCUACCACAUCUCAUCCCAAAUCGAAGCCAAAACCCAAAUCCACCAAGCCCGAUAAUUCCAACAAGCGCAAAAGUGGUCCUGAGGGCCAAGCUACGCCCCCCCGCCCCGGCUGUGCAGUAUGGGACAUCUUCCGCGCGGAGGACGCCGACAAGCUCCGCCAGUUCCUUAUUGGCAAAUUCGACCCCGCCGAGUUCAACUAUACCGACCCGAUCCACUCGCAGAUGUUUUAUCUGGAUGCGGAUCUGAGGAAGGAGCUGUGCGCAAAGAAGAAGGUGGCGAGUUUUAGGAUCUAUCAAUAUCCCGGUCAGGCAGUGUUUAUACCUGCGGGAUGCGCGCAUCAGGUCUGUAAUUUGGCGGACUGUAUCAAGAUCGCGAUGGAUUUUGUCAGCCCCCAUAACAUUGCUCGAUGCCAGCAAUUGACGCAAGAUUUCCGGAAAGAGAAUUUCGUCAAUGUUUGGAAAGAUGAUGUGCUGCAGCUAUACAACAUCCUCUGGUUCGCCUGGCUAUCUUCGCGGGAGACUCGGGAACGGAUCGAGAAGGAGACGCAGGCCAAAGAGCUGGACCACGCUACGACGCUCGCGGAUCUCAGUACGGUCGGUUCGGGCCUCGUACCCACUGGUUCGAUCGGACGCAGCAUGACCAGUUCUGUACGGGACGAUCCUGCUUCCCUUCCUUCCCCACUCCUACCACCUCCUCCACCUCCUUCAUCGGCGCCACCCGCUCCCGACCAAGCUGCCGCCGGAUCAGACGAAGCGGACCUCGACCGACUCCUUAGAGAAGCUCUGGCCGCUCCGGACCCGCCUCAGCCUGAAGAGUCCCGGCAAAAGGCAUCCCGAGGCAAGAAGCGCCUGUGGUCCGGGUUUGCGAGUACUCGCCGGACGAGAUCGUCGGUCGGUGCUGGCGUUGGCGGAGGUAGAGAGGCGUCGCCGUUGGUUUCGCUCACGGUUGGGGAAGUCCGGGCGAGAUUGGGGUCAAAGAAGCAGAAGAAGGGGACGGAGGGGAUGGAGGGGUCGGCGUUGGAUGGGGCUAUGGAGAUUAUUAAGGCGGAGAUGGGGCAGGGAGGCGGUGAGGUGGAGGAGGAUGGGAUGAGGAUGUGA